This is a messenger RNA of Cyanidioschyzon merolae strain 10D, 732 nucleotides long. RefSeq lists its product as hypothetical. The transcript has a single exon. NCBI's taxonomy places the organism in Eukaryota, Rhodophyta, Bangiophyceae, Cyanidiales, Cyanidiaceae. Bases 1 to 732 code for a protein of 243 amino acids. The record is from RefSeq and is a predicted model, not a curated record.
AUGGGAACCGUCUUGAGGCAGUCUGCUCUCCGGGCCAGUACGUUGUGGACGUUGUCGCGACCCUGCAGUCGCCUCUGGCGCAGGACGUUCAGUGCGGCUGCCAGCGAAGGCGCGUCUCACCAUAGGGAAGCGACUUUUGAAGAACUGGUACGUUAUGCGCGCCAGAUCCGAGCAGAGUCCAACAUUCAGACGGCAGACGAACCGCCAACUAGCCCCCUACCCGAAGGACACGAGGUGGGCCCCGGCGAGUCGGACUUUUGCAACUACCUCGAUGACCACUCGGAUACGAGUAACCGACAAGUUAUUCAAGGCCUGGGUCUAGCUGGGGGUGUUUUGGCUUGUUUAGCAGCCUUUUCCGUUUACCGCUAUAGAAACUCGAAACCGCAGUUCGUGCCGCGGACGGUGCCGUUUUGGGAGAAGGAAGUUCCCGGGUUCGAGCGGGUGCAACCGGCGGGCAACCGUGCGAAGCUCGCCUCUGCGCCGCUCCCGUCGAGCGAUAGCGCGGGAGCCGUCAAUGGUACCGAGCCAGAGUCGGCAACGCUGCCUUCCACGCAAACAGGGCACUUAUCAUCGGUCUUACAAGCGAAUGAGACAUUAUCAAACGAAGGCAUGGAGAAUGGUGUUCAGGCAGCGCCCGCAGCGGAGACAUCGAACACCGGAGACGAUGACGGAACUGUGGAUGCUGCGCAUGACGCGCAUGCAGCGAGUGUAGCUGAAGCAUCCGGAGUGUAA